Molecule: messenger RNA, 1074 nt
Organism: Prionailurus viverrinus (fishing cat)
Lineage: Eukaryota; Metazoa; Chordata; Mammalia; Carnivora; Felidae
Gene: CD48
Product: CD48 molecule
Exons: 4
Coding region: 109-825 (238 amino acids)
Source: RefSeq, a predicted model, not a curated record
AAGUGGGUGUUUUCCUCUAAACUUGGGCCAUGAUUUCAAGGGCUCUGGAGCCCUCGGUCCGCUGCUAACCCGGGGUCUGGCCUGUCUUCAGCGUUCCUGGGACAUAACAUGCGUCCCCAAAGGCCGGAGUGGUUUAUACCUCUGGGACUUCUGCUGCCUCAUUUGCUCCUGGCAAACAUUCAAGAUGCUUCAGAUGAAAUGACUGUCAUCUCUGGCAGCAACGUGACUCUGAAAAUCUCCAAUGUGACUCAUAACUACAAACAAUUAGCCUGGUUUUACAACGACAACCAAAAGAUUGUAGAACAGGAGGAGUCCAAAGACCCUAAAUACUUCAAGUCUCAGUUUAAAGACAGGGUCUGUCUUGGUGUUGACCACACACUCUUCAUCUAUAAUGUCCAGAAAGAGGACAGCAGCACCUACAUCCUGAAGGUGUUGAAGGAGUCUGGGAAAGAGAUAUCUAAGUACAUCUCACUGAAGGUGUUGGAUCCAGUACCUGAACCUGUCAUAAAGAUUGAGAAGAUACAGAAAGAGAGCAACAGAUGUCAUCUGAAACUGUCAUGUGAGAUCGAAGGCCUGUCUGCAAGCUGGUAUGGGGACUCGAGACCAUUUCCAAAGGAGAUCCAUAGUAAUGUGCUUGAAAUCACCGUUAAUCCACAGAAUUACUCCAAGAGUUACACCUGCCAAGUCAGCAAUGCUGUGAGCAGCAAGAAUGACACAGUCUACUUCACUUUACCCUGUACUCUGGCCAAAUCCACUGGAGUAGCCUGGAUUGCAACGUGGCUAGUGGUCAUGGCACCCAUUGUUCCUGGCCUCCUAUGGCCCUGAGAUAAGCUCUUCUAACUCAGGAGUGAAACUUGAAGAUGGCUGGGUCUUGCCUUCAUCAGCCAGACAGGAGCUCUGGUUAUAUGGGAUGGAAGAAAGUGUGCUGUUGGGGCAUCUACAAGGAUUUUCAAAUUAACUUUUAAAAAAUUAGAGUUCAGGGGUGCUUGGGUGGCUCCGUUGGUUAAGCAUCCGACUCUUGGUUUCGGCUCAGGUCAUGAUUUUACAGUUUUGUGAGUUCAAGUCCCCUCAUCG